GUCAGUCAGUGCGCCGCUGUCAACCAGUUUGGACAGGUGCGAAAAGCCAGUGUUGGACAAAACUCUGCCGCUCGCUCGCGGUCAAAACUACCCUGAAGGAUAUAAAGCGUAAAAGUUUGGUGAUCUACCUGCUGUGCCUUGUGACUUCCGGUCGACCAUGGGGAUCCUAGAGGAGUGUCCCACGCCCACGCCCGUGUCCGUGGCCUUAGACAUGUGCCUCAAACGCCAGGGCGACGGUCCCACACAGGCCACCCCCGCCCACCACCAAAACCCUCCGGCCACACGCCCACACCAAGACCCUGAUGAAGACCUGGAGGUAGACGUGGUAGAUACAGACUCCGAAAUAGAAGUCGGGAAGGGUGAGGAGGAGGUGUGUGAGGAAGAGGAAGAAGGCGGAAACGUGGGCGGCGGGGGCGGGGAGGGGAGCAGUGAGGGCGGCGGGGACGCAGGCGGCCCCUCCAAGAGGAAGCAGCGCCGUUACCGCACCACCUUCACCUCCUACCAGCUGGAAGAACUGGAGAAGGUGUUCGCCCGUACUCACUACCCCGACGUGUUCACCAGAGAAGAACUAGCCAUGAAGAUUGGACUAACGGAAGCCCGCAUACAGGUGUGGUUCCAGAACCGGCGGGCCAAGUGGAGGAAGCAGGAGAAGGUUGGUCCGUCGACUCACCCGUACGGCGCCUUCCCUUCGUCAGCACCUCUGCCCCUCCAGAACCCUGCCCUCCCUCCCACCAUCUCCAGCCCCUUCGCCGGUCUCGGCUACCCGCACUCACCGAAACAUCUCGACCAUACUGCCAUGUUUCACGGCGCCCGUGUACCACCGCCGCCCACUGCUUACCUGCCGCCCACCUCUGCUGCCUCCCAGGCCCUCCUGUCCCCAGGCUCCCCCUACUUGCACCCGUCACUGGCCGUCCUCCGUGACCUGCAGUACAGGCCACCUGCACUUGCCCCCCACCUGCUGCCCUACACUCCCUCGUUUACAUCCGUCCUGGCACAGCUGUCUCAGCGUUCUAAGUUAGAAGCAGCGCCCUACCUGGCGAGCCUGCAGCCCUAUCUGCCUUCCCUUGCAGGCCUGCAGUCCCAUGCCUCCACCCUCUCGUCAUCGGGCCUGGCGCCGCCCUUACCAUAUUCUCCACCCCUUACUGGCCCUCAGGGGCUGCAAGCUCCCCCUCUUGCACCCCUCCCUCUGCGCCGGGACGAUGCAGAGCGCCGGCAGGCCUCCCUCCAGGACCUGAGGCUGAAGGCGCGUGACCAAGAAGUGAAGCUGGAGCUGAUGCGGAAGGCCGGCGAGAUCACGGCGUGAAGACCCGGCGUCCAGGGAUGGCCGCCUCAGGACGGUCACUGGCUACUAUUCUGACUGCAGGGAGUGAAAACGCAGAGCCCGGGCAGGCGGUCACUGCUGCAGAAACCACCCUUGUAGUGGGCAACGCUGCUAGAACCCACAACGAAGGUGAGCCCCAGCCAACGGCGGCUCUGCUGCCUCUCAGGUUGGCUGGGUUCUGUCAGGGACCGCAGGAUGAACAGUGAAUCCUCGACAGUUUGUCACUCAACCAAUUUGAUGGAUUUUAUAGUGGCGGAUAUCACAAGUGAUCACGAACGCAGAUGAAGAGUAAUACACCUGGCCAUGGACGCAGGUGACCACUGACACAUCUGGCCAUGGACACAGGUGACCAAUGAAACACCUGGCCAUGGACGCAGGUGACCACUGACACAUCUGGCCAUGGACACAGGUGACCAAUGAAACACCUGGCCAUGGACUCAGGUGACCACUGACACAUCUGGCCAUGGACACAGGUGACCAAUGAAACACCUGGCCAUGGACGCAGGUGACCACUGACACAUCUGGCCAUGGACGCAGGUGACCACUGACACACCUGGCCAUGGACACAGGUGACCAGUGUCACACUGGCCAUGGACGCAGGUGACCACUGACACACCUGGCCAUGGACGCUGGUGACCACUGACACACCUGGCCAUGAAUACAAAUGGACACUUUACCACAACUCGUCAGGAGGCCAGGUGUAGAGGAGAACCAACUAGCAGUAAAAACGUGACGCCAAUAUAUUCAUCCAAUCAUAACAAAUAGUUUUAACCAAAUGGACACAGGUGGCCAAAGGCGGCUAAGUUAGUGCCGGGACUCAGGAGUAAUGUAAUGAUGUGCCUCUAGAGUGUAUAAUGGCGAUGUAUAGUAGUGUAUGCUGUAUAGUAGUGUAUAAUGUAUAGUAGUGAACGAAUCAAACUAUAAUAUGUACACACACACACACACACACACACACACACACACACACACAGUCAAUAAUCAAAGUGACCCGUCCAAGAGUCUGUUGCCUUAUUUACAAUAUAUCCAGCCUUUAUGACCCGACCUGACCUGGGUCAUGUAUAUAGCUUAUUUAAUAUUUGUCAUGUUUUAUUUUUAUUAUUUUUUGCUGUUAUUUAAUAGAAGCCAAAGUUAUUACCUUCAAGUCCUUGGUGUAUAUGAUUACUCUCUGAAUAAACUCAUGAACAGAAAA
Homarus americanus (American lobster) is the source of this 2510-nucleotide messenger RNA. Its product is annotated as homeobox protein aristaless-like. Gene Ontology annotation, biological process: regulation of transcription by RNA polymerase II. NCBI's taxonomy places the organism in Eukaryota, Metazoa, Arthropoda, Malacostraca, Decapoda, Nephropidae. Gene Ontology annotation, molecular function: DNA-binding transcription factor activity, RNA polymerase II-specific; RNA polymerase II transcription regulatory region sequence-specific DNA binding. The transcript is spliced from 4 exons. The record is from RefSeq and is a predicted model, not a curated record. The coding region runs from base 158 to 1303 and encodes 381 amino acids.